GGUGGGGGGCGGGGGGAGGUUGGAGCACAGCUGUAAUUGUGGGCUUUUAUUUCUUCAUUGUAUCUUGUGAGCGCUUACAAGGGGAGGGAAGGUGAAGGUAGGCAGUCUACCGGGAUUUAUAGGACUUGGGCUUUUUGCAAAAGCACAGUCGGGGAAUCAUUAACCCUCCCCUGCCUCCACCUUCAGAUUAGUAUUCCCCAUCCCCCCACUGAGGCAGUCGCCUUCUCCGGCUGUGUCCUUCCCCUCCGCGUCCAAGCCGAGGCUACAGAGCUGAAGCCCUCGCUUGGACCAGUCCCAGGCUCCUGACAUUUAGGUCAGGGCCCCGAACUGGUCGUUCUGGUUUCGCGUUGGCGUUCGCUCCUGACCCCCUACCGCCACCCCGUCCUCACAUCACACACCUCUCGGCACACGUCAGUUUUAUUGAGAAACUUUAGACUUGCAAAGACCUUGUGACUAGAGGGAGGGACUCAGACAAGCUUCGAAAUCCUUUUUUCUGAAGGGGAACGCUUUUAAAUGCUAAGUAAAAGCCCACCUAGGUUUCGGGAAGGGGUCGCGGACGGAGGUGCAGGACACCUGGAGCGCGGAAGUCCGGAUGCGGUGCGAGGGCGGGAGCAUGCUGGGCCUCAGAGGGCUGCUGCUCCCCCCGGCGGGGAUCCUGCUCCUGUUGCCAUUCCUGCCGCCGCUACUGCUGCCAGCAGCCCCUGCGCCCCAUCGCGCUUCCUACAAACCGGUCAUCGUGGUGCACGGGCUCUUUGACAGCUCAUACAGCUUCCGCCACCUGCUGGAAUACAUCAACGAGACACACCCUGGGACUGUGGUGACUGUGCUCGAUCUCUUCGAUGGAAGAGAGAGCUUGCGACCCUUGUGGGAACAGGUGCAAGGGUUCGGAGAGGCUGUGGCCCCCAUCAUGGCAGAGGCCCCUGAAGGGGUGCAUCUCAUCUGCUACUCGCAGGGGGGCCUGGUGUGCCGGGCACUGCUGUCCGUCAUGGAGGAGCACAACGUGGAUUCUUUCAUCUCUCUCUCCUCUCCACAAAUGGGACAGUAUGGAGAUACGGACUAUUUGAAGUGGCUUUUCCCUACCUCCAUGAGGUCUAACCUCUACCGGAUCUGCUACAGCCCCUGGGGCCAAGAAUUCUCCAUCUGCAACUACUGGCACGACCCCCACCAUGAUGACUUAUACCUCAAUGCCAGCAGCUUCCUGGCCCUGAUUAAUGGGGAAAGAGAUCAUCCCAAUGCCACUGCAUGGAGGAAGAACUUUCUUCGUGUGGGCCGCCUGGUGCUGAUUGGGGGUCCUGAUGAUGGUGUUAUUACCCCCUGGCAGUCUAGCUUCUUUGGUUUCUAUGACGCUAAUGAGACGGUCUUGGAGAUGGAGGAGCAACCGGUUUAUCUGCGGGAUUCUUUUGGGUUGAAGACACUCUUGGCCCGGGGAGCCAUAGUGAGGUGUCCGAUGGCUGGGAUCGCCCACACGGCCUGGCACUCCAACCGUACCCUUUAUGAGACCUGCAUUGAACCCUGGCUCUCCUGAGGAUGUCCUCAGAGAUGCCCCGGGAACUCCCCAGCCCAGAAACCAAGCGGUGGCCUUGGAAGGCAAAUGUCAGGCUCUGAUGUGCCUGGGACCACCCCACUGUUCCCACACUGCCCGCACCAACCAGGGCUCCCACGACCCCUUCCUCCUCUUCUCUGUACAUGACAAAUCCUGGUGUUCCCCCAGCUCAUGUCUGGGGUUUGCUCCGUGCUCUCUCAGCCUCCCAAGCCCAAGGUUGGGAAGAGAGAAACCAGGUUUUUAACUUGUGGCUGCUCCUGCUGUUGCUGCUGCCGCCGCCAACCCUUCAUCUCUGGCUGUUACCGAAGGAGAACCCAGCCCCUGCCUGCUACAGGGGUCUCCUUCUAGGCCACUCAGGUCAUUUUUAGCUUCUCUUCUCCCCAUGUUCCCUUUUCCUCAGCUGUCCCAACUCCCAGGAAGGACUACCCAUGAGAGUGGGGUUCUGAGGCUCCCCUAUGGGGACAGUUCUGUUCUUGAAAUGUCAGUGUUGGGGAAUAUCUAUGGCCUGUGAGGCCCAUCUCAGGUUUGGGGAUCCCCCAGUCCCUACGUUCAGUGUUGGGGUACCCCCGGGAGCCUAGUUUCUUUGAGGCCCCAGCCCCUCUUUUAGCUACCAUUGAAUGGGUGUUAACCCUGUAUUAAUGGAAAUAAAGUUCCAUUUCCUCA
Messenger RNA from Neogale vison (American mink), 2206 nucleotides. It is a transcript of the gene PPT2, whose product is annotated as palmitoyl-protein thioesterase 2. The coding region runs from base 593 to 1525 and encodes 310 amino acids. NCBI's taxonomy places the organism in Eukaryota, Metazoa, Chordata, Mammalia, Carnivora, Mustelidae. Gene Ontology annotation, molecular function: thiolester hydrolase activity; palmitoyl hydrolase activity. The transcript is spliced from 9 exons. Gene Ontology annotation, cellular component: lysosome. The record is from RefSeq and is a predicted model, not a curated record.